Striga asiatica is the source of this 1570-nucleotide messenger RNA. The record is from the annotation of a GenBank genome assembly. Lineage: Eukaryota; Viridiplantae; Streptophyta; Magnoliopsida; Lamiales; Orobanchaceae.
CUAAAUCGCAACUCCAACGACUGACAGAAGCAACUUCGACGAGUGAUAGAAGCGGACGGGCAAUCGCGGCUCCGACUAGUGACAGAAGCGAACGAGCAAUCGUGGCACUAGUUGACAAAUUGCGACUACCAGCCCCACGGUUCCUACGUACCCUUUCGGCUUUGUGAACGAACAAUCGCGUUGAGAACUGAGGGGUGAAAUUUGUGAAUCGUCACUCUGAUUCUGCGAAGGUGAAGUGAAGGUGAAGGAAGGACCCAAAGGAGGCGAUAUGCGAACGCUCGACCUUCCAAAACUUAUGCGUGAGAACGAUUCGAUUAUUCUGGAGUCGCUCAAGCUCAUUUCGAGUUAGGUCAAACUCGAACUCGAGCCAAGUUUUCACUCGAGCGCUCGGUUCAUUGGGUGUGACUCAGCAGUGAGAGUUCAGAGGACAAACAUACCCUUCCCCCGAAAAAGAAAAGAAAAUGGAGGCGUGCGACUGAGCAGUGAGCACAUCACCGGAGGGCACGGCAUCCAUGGAGGCUCUGGCGGACUUAGAGAAAGUGCAAACCCGAAUCCUCGGCCGCAUAUCCGAUCUCGAGCUCUCUAUCACCACCAAGCCCUCUCACAACCCCUCUUGCGCCGCCGAUGACGGUGGCCCAACCACCACAGAAGGACGACUCUCCGCAAUCCUCGCCGCCAACGCCGUUAAAGGUUUCUCCUUCAAACGCGUGCCCUCCGAUUACUACGACUGGACUUUAGAAGCCAGGCGGGACGUCCUUGGCGCAGCCUCCAUUCACCAUCUCUGCAAAAGCAUUGUUUUGGUCAACACUCAGGCUCCGCCCGAUGUAACUGAUUGCAGCAAUAGAAACUAUUCCAAGUACUAUGUUGUUGUCGUUCAGUAUACUGCUCGCUUCAAUGCUGAGACUGUCAAGAACUUUUUGUAUACGCUCAAUGAUGGCAAGAUAUCAAAAAAGAAGUUCAACAACAAAUUGUUUUAUCGGAGGUCUGCAGCUCCUAUUGUCUUCUAUAAAAUGGAGAUAUCGACUCUGACAAGAGUAAAUCAUGCAGUGAGGCUUGCUCCAGAAGAAGCAUCUGCCAAGUUGACUGGUUAUGAACACAAUGGAGUAACAUGUAUUGGCAUGAAAACUGAUAUACCGCACAUUGAGAUUCCUCAUUCCUCCAAGAAACCCACCAGCAUGCCAAUGAUAUUCAUUCAGGAAGAUAAUCUUGCCUUCCUGCAGCAAUUUGAUUUGGAUCCAGUGAUUUUGGAUGAAGCAAUCGUGAAGCUUACUCCGGAUUUCUUCUGGUUGGGUGGUGGUGAGAUUGAUCUCAAAUUGGGGAUCAGGACUUCGGAAUUCAUCGAUUAUGUAAAACCAUUCAUUAUUAACUGUAGUGGUAGUUGAUUUGAUCACAGCUGCUAUUUUAAUUUAAUUGGCAAAAAAGCCCAUCCUUUAUUUUGGAUUGAUAAAUGUUGUGCCUUUUUCUAUACAUGUGAUGUUGAUUAUUGCAUUUAUAUUUUGUUGGUCUUAUGGGAAGUGUGAGAUUAUCUUGAUGCAUAGUAACCAAAAAUUGCUCGACUAAAGUUGUUCAG